Molecule: messenger RNA, 759 nt
Organism: Camelina sativa (false flax)
Lineage: Eukaryota; Viridiplantae; Streptophyta; Magnoliopsida; Brassicales; Brassicaceae
Product: vacuolar protein sorting-associated protein 55 homolog
Biological process (GO): late endosome to vacuole transport via multivesicular body sorting pathway
Cellular component (GO): endosome
Source: RefSeq, a predicted model, not a curated record
GACUCCUUUGUUUUGCUCCUCUCUCUCUCUCUCUCUCUCUCUCUCUCUCCUCUCUCUCUCAAAGGGCAACAACGAAAUCGUCGCCUUCUCUUUAACAGUCACCGGCGAUCAAUCUCCGGUAAUCAGAACUUUUUCCAUUCGUCGACAUGGCGAUGACCAUCGAAGACUUGCUGGACUUGCUUUCAUGUUUUCAUCUAGUAUCCUCCUACAAAUCCUGGCGUGCGCGAUAUAUGGUAAUUGGUGGCCAAUGCUAUCAGCACUCAUGUAUGUAGUGGUGCCUAUGCCUUGUAUGUUCUUUGGAGGAGGCUCAACCCAAUUUCUUACUAGUCGGGACGGUGGAGGGUGGAUAGAUGCAGCUAAGUUCUUGACGGGAGCAUCGACAGUGGGGAGCCUCGCUAUCCCAAUCAUCUUAAGGCAUGCACAUAUGAUCGAGACUGGCGCAAUGCUCAUAGAAUUCACAUCGUUCUUCAUAUUCAUUUGCACUGUCAUGUGUUUUCACCGGGCUAGUCUUGAUGAUGACUGGUAGGUAACAGAGAGCCUUGUUGCUCGUGAUUUACUAAUUGGAUUCGUAUGAGUUAUUAUGAACCCGAGAAAAAAAAAAGUGGUUAGGAAAGUUGUGUUCUUCUCACUCUUUUGUAAAGCUUUGUAUCAAUCAGUGUCUGUGUAAAAAGUUGUAUUCAUCAUUGUGAAUGUUUUCUGGAAACAAGUGCCAAAAAUAUGUGGUUUUACAUGUUCAGGGAACAGUUUUUUGUUGCAGGA